Molecule: messenger RNA, 429 nt
Organism: Neomonachus schauinslandi (Hawaiian monk seal)
Lineage: Eukaryota; Metazoa; Chordata; Mammalia; Carnivora; Phocidae
Gene: ASDURF
Product: ASNSD1 upstream open reading frame
Exons: 5
Coding region: 79-369 (96 amino acids)
Source: RefSeq, a predicted model, not a curated record
CGCGCUGUGGCUGAGGAAUGGAAGGUACUGGGCGCAAGUGAGGGUUGGUGCAAUUUGAGUUCAACGCGCUCGGUGGAGAUGCCCAGCAGGGGGUCGCGGCUCGAGGACGGCCCCGGGCUGUUCUCCGCAGACCACUCGACACUACACAAGGAGGAUCUUAGCAGCAAGAUUAAAGAACAAAAAAUUGUUGUGGAUGAACUUUCUAACCUGAAGAAGAACAGGAAAGUAUAUAGGCAGCAACAGAACAGCAACAUAUUCUUUCUUGCAGACCGAACAGAAAUGCUUUCUGAAAGCAAAAAUAUACUGGAUGAACUGAAAAAAGAAUACCAAGAAAUAGAAAACUCAGAGAAGACCAAAAUCAAGAAAUAGUCAACUUGAUUUCACACAACAAUGUGUGGCAUUUGUUGUUCUACACACGGAAUGGAAGGA